CUUUACCGAAUAGUUGGGCAAUUCCCGAAAUGGAUCAUAAUUAGCGCUAAGCCUUAUACACGUUUGCAAAAAACGCGCGACCCUAGUACCUUAUAUAAAGCUGCACUCCGACAGUUAACACAAUACCCUUGACACCGAUUUCUCUCGACAUUCACCUAUCAAUGUCCCUCCCGCCUGGUUCUGCUGCGUUGCCUACCGCGCAGGUUAGCGGUAGCGCGCCGCCUAUUGAAUACAUGUUCGCUCAGAUUAUGGGCGCAGUUCAGAAAUCUCAAGCUGAGAUAUCUGAUCUCCGGCAGGAAUGCGCUGACCUACGGAUGACGAAUGCGAGCUUGGAACGACAGAUCCGGGAAGGGUUUCAGGAUCCCUUCCACUUGCAGCAACAAAACGGGAACGGAAACUAUUACGCCAGCUCGCGCAUGGGCUCUGGCUUCGUAACCCCCGUGCCCGGCAGCCCCCAACUCCGAGCCAAAUCCCCUUUCCUAUCCCCGCACAGUAUUCCAUCCCUCGUCGCCUCACCCACAGGUCACUUCCCCUCUCCGUUAGGUGAUAAUGCGGUCACACCAUUCCAAUUUGGCGUUCGUGACAUUCCCGGGUUUUACGUUGUAAUUCCCGCAGGAGGUGCUGGUACUCGGCUAUGGCCGCUUUCACGAGAAGAACACCCAAAAUUCCUUCUCGACUUGACUCUUAAGGGGCGUUCUUUGAUCCAAGCCACUUGGGAUCGUCUCCUCCCACUUUCGUCGCCCCUCCGCACUACUGUGGUCGCAGGUCCGGGUCAUGUCAAGUCCAUCCGCGAGCAACUGCCCGACCUUCUCUCUCACAACUUGUUCUGCGAGCCUGGUCCAAAGGAUUCAAUGGCAGCCAUCGGACUUGCUGCGGCUGUACUUGCCAAACGAGAUCCCAAUGCCGUCAUCGGUUCAUUUGCAGCAGACCACAUGAUUUCAGGUGAUGACGCCUUCCUAUCAGCCGUUGCAGAAGCCGUAGAGGUUGCGAAAAAAGAUUAUCUCGUCACUAUCGGUAUUGCACCAUCGCAUCCUUCUACCGGGUUCGGUUACAUCCGCCUCGGAAAUAAACUAGGCAUGAAGGAAGCUCCGAAUGCGAGACUUGUUUCCAGCUUCAAGGAGAAACCUGAUGCGCGCACUGCUGCUGCGUAUAUUGGGACUGGAAAUUACCGGUGGAAUGCAGGGAUGUUCGUCACGAAAGCUACUGUCCUCAUGGACCUUCUCAAGGACUAUAAGCCCGACCUCCACGACGGGCUACAAAAGAUUGCCGCUGUAUGGCACGACGAAGCGUUACGCCAGACCGCUCUUAACGAAAUCUGGCCCGAGCUUGAGAAGAUUCCAAUCGACAACGCAGUUGCAGAACCUGCUGCUGCUGAGGGCAAGGUUGCCGUAGUACCAGCGACAUUCGGUUGGGAUGACGUCGGUGACUUCUCCUCGCUCGCAGACCUCCUGCCUGCAGAAUCUAAUCAACCUCGUGUCCUUGGGGACAGCUGUUUAGUGCUAACUGAACAAGUUGCGGGUGGAAUUGUGGUUCCUGGCUCAGGGCGUCUUAUCACGUGUCUUGGUGUUGAUGAUCUGGUUAUCGUCGACAUGCCCGACACGCUUCUUGUCACGACGCGUGCACGUUCGCAAGAGGUGAAGCGCCUCGUGAAGAAGUGCCGUGAUGCGGGCUGGAAACAGCUCCUCUGAAGAAUAUCGUAUUCUUGGACACUUGGAGAAUGAAUCGGAAACCAAACGGACUAUAUAGCGCACAAAUGGAUGCUCGUGGAAAACGGGAUUUUUUGAAUCUCACACGCUCAUAAACUUUCUCUG
Suillus clintonianus is the source of this 1811-nucleotide messenger RNA. RefSeq names its product nucleotide-diphospho-sugar transferase. Gene Ontology annotation, biological process: GDP-mannose biosynthetic process. Gene Ontology annotation, molecular function: mannose-1-phosphate guanylyltransferase (GTP) activity. Bases 162 to 1688 code for a protein of 508 amino acids. NCBI's taxonomy places the organism in Eukaryota, Fungi, Basidiomycota, Agaricomycetes, Boletales, Suillaceae. The transcript has 5 exons. The record is from RefSeq and is a predicted model, not a curated record.